Messenger RNA from Vicia faba (fava bean), 1644 nucleotides. The record is from the annotation of a GenBank genome assembly. Lineage: Eukaryota; Viridiplantae; Streptophyta; Magnoliopsida; Fabales; Fabaceae.
AUGGGCUCUCUUGAGUGUUGUCCGUCGCUGGAUGAUGGUACGGCGGUGUUGUCGCUGAAUUCGCUACCGUUAGGGUUCCGAUUCCGACCUACCGACGAGGAGCUUAUCGAUUACUAUCUACGUUCGAAGAUCAAUGGAAAUGGUGAAGAGGUUUGGGUUAUCCGAGAAAUUGAUGUCUGCAAAUGGGAACCCUGGGAUAUGCCUGAUUUGUCAGUGAUACGAAACAAGGAUCCGGAGUGGUUCUUCUUCUGUCCUCAGGAUCGGAAGUAUCCGAAUGGACAUAGAUUGAACAGAGCAACAACUCAUGGAUAUUGGAAGGCAACAGGCAAGGAUCGGAAAAUCAAGUCUGGAACCCUCUUGAUUGGGAUGAAGAAGACUUUAGUUUUCUACAGCGGCCGUGCACCUAAAGGUAAGAGGACUAAUUGGGUUAUGCAUGAGUAUCGUCCCACCCUGCAGGAGCUUGAUGGUACCAACCCAGGACAGAGUCCAUAUGUUCUAUGUCGAUUAUUUAAGAAAAACGAUGAGAGCGUUGAAGCAUCGAACUGUGGAGAAGUGGAGCAGACUAAUUCAGCCCCUAUGGCUGCCAAUUACUCUCCAGAAGAAAUACAAUCUACUCCAGCUCCUAUUACAGCUUCCACCUCACAGGUCACAGAGGAGGAAAAGCAGCUGGCUGUUAUCCCCGAUAUCUCUGAGGAAACAAUAUCCAAGGCUAUAACCUUAGUUGAUUGCCCUAGUGAUGGAUAUUAUGCCCAUGAUGUCCAAAAACAAAUUGAAAAACUAGCUGCAGAGGAGGAUCAUGCGUUGAACUUUGACAUAUAUUAUAACUCGAAAGAUUGUCUAUUAUUAGAUGACAGGAUAUUCUCGCCAGUUUAUAUGCCACCUGAAUUUGAUUAUCAAGCAAACAGUGAAUCAGACGGUCAAUGUGGGUUUCAAUAUGGUACCAAUGAGUUAAAUAUUUCAGACUUUUUAGAUUCAAAUCUUAAUUGGGAUCAAGUUCCCUGUGAGGAGUCUAGUAGUUACCAGCAGAAUUUCCCUCGCUUGUUAAGCGUUAAGGACAAUGGUUCAGGAAGUGACUCAGACGCAGAAGUUGCCAAUAUGAUGACUUGUACGCAAGCUGCUUAUCCUCCCGAGGCUACUUUUCCUUCCAAUGUUAAUUCUGGUGAAGUAUACAACAUCAAUGCAUAUGAUCAACCUAGAAACUAUAAUAAUACAUUUACAAGUGGUGAAAGUGGAAUCAUCCGAAGGGCCCGGCCGGCACGAGACGAACAAUUUAAGCCAAAUUUCAAUCAAGGUAAUGCUGAAAGGAGAAUUCGUUUGUCAGAUCCUAGACAUGGCUCAAAAGGGAGUAGUACAAAAGAACAGCGUAGUUCAAAACCAAUCAUUGAAGUGGAGAAGAAAGCUGCAGAAAAUCAUGCUGCCGAUGAUGAAAGUUCUACCGGAACUAAUCACACAUAUAAAAAGAGGAAGGCAUCCAAGUCAGUUAUCACCAGAAAUAUUUCUUUAUUGCUAGGAAGGGCGCGGGCGCCUUUCAGAUCAAAGACUUCCUCCAACUGUGCCUUGUGGUCUUCCGUUUUUGUAGUUUCUGCCUCUGUACUGGUUUCAUUAGUAGCUUUUACUAACAUACGGGGAUGUAUUAAAUUUUGA